This is a messenger RNA of Neopelma chrysocephalum (saffron-crested tyrant-manakin), 3614 nucleotides long. RefSeq names its product probable G-protein coupled receptor 83. Gene Ontology annotation, molecular function: neuropeptide receptor activity; neuropeptide binding. The transcript has 4 exons. Gene Ontology annotation, cellular component: plasma membrane; neuron projection. The coding region runs from base 2343 to 3050 and encodes 235 amino acids. Gene Ontology annotation, biological process: G protein-coupled receptor signaling pathway. The record is from RefSeq and is a predicted model, not a curated record. NCBI's taxonomy places the organism in Eukaryota, Metazoa, Chordata, Aves, Passeriformes, Pipridae.
AUGGUCCAUCCAUAUAGCUUUAUUUCAAACAUUACUUUUAACUUUAGAAAUUGCAUCAUUUCACAGAUACCUUUUACAAAAACCAGAUACAGCAUACCAAAUCCUGACAUUCCUGUGCAGCUGCUUCCUUUGCUGUCAGUGGGUGCUGGGGAUUGUGGAGCAAGGGUGAAGUUGGCAGGAGCUGCCAAAUCUACGACAGCCUGUUCUCUAGUAACAACCACCCAUAGGUGAGCUGUUUAGACAGCUAAUACUGGGGAAUGUUUAAAUACAAACUAAAUCAGAAUGAUGUGAAGCAGAGAAGGGCACACCAGCAACAUGGCAGAGUCCUGACGAGGGAGCUUCCACUGGGCUUCUUCCAUGACCCUUUGUGGGUAUUUCUGGGUAGCUUGCACAGUGUGUGGUUGGACCAUCUCCUUUGGAUCACAAGCUCGGAGGAGGGUGGGCUUGAGCUGAGUGGGAGGAGAUUCCCAUCCUCCUGCCAGCAGCCUGGCUGAGGAGGUGAGAAGACCUGCUCUCCUGAAUGUACCUGGUCUUCAAAGGGAAUGGCAGCUCUGGUAACACAUGCAAGGGUAUUCUGCUAGAAAUGAAGAAUUAGGUCAAGGAAGGUAAAUAGACAAAAGUAAACAUUUUUGCUGGAAUAUGGGUUAUAGUACGUGGGAACAGGAUCUGAAAGAUGUGGAACAGUAAGAGAUGGAGUUUAGAGUGCCAGAAGGCAGAAUGCCCUUAUGCACUGACCAACAGCAAUGAAAAGGAGGGGUACUUGGGAGCUGCUGGAGCAGCCCAGCAAGAAGGGGGACAUAUGCCACCAACCCCUCUUUUCUUAUCCCAAAUCCAUACUAGAACACUGCCCUGUCCCACUGUCUUUGAUUUUCUUGGGCCUUUAUGUGAGACUGGGAUCUCCUGACUGCUUCUGAAUGGAACACAUAUUUCUUUCUUCUAUCUGAAUAGCCAGAGGUCACUGCCACAUUAUUAGCUCCAGCAGGUUCACUGGAAAGCUUCCUCUGAGACAAGCAAACUGCCAAAAGAGCUCAAAUUGAACAGUUCCGUGGAAGAAAUAGGCCCUGGCAGCGGUUUGCAGAGGAGCACUGUGGGCUGGCCAUUCCAUCUGUCCUGCUGGAUACAACUCCUGUGAUGAAGAGAAAGCAGCCUGAGCUGUUCACUGGGGGAGUCACAAACAUCUUCUGGAAGUGUUAUUUUCACCAAUGAGUGACCAGCUUAUAUAAUACAAGCUUUUCAGAUAAUGGUCUUCUAAUUAAUGAUUAAAUAAAGUCUCUUAUGUACAAAACUUGCUCUGGCUGGAGUUAGUGACACCACCGAAGCACAUCUGUCCCCAGCAGCAGGGCAGCAUCCUACAUAUGCGCUUGGGAAGUGGCACAUCUUUCUGUGCUGUGUAGGAUUUGUGGCUCUUGGUCUCCUGGUACUGAUUUUCUAUUUCCUACUAUGUUUUGGGAGGAAGGCAGAGGGAACACACGUGCUGCCAUCUCAUCAGUGCUUGUGUUCAGUGCCUGUUGCUUUGGAUACUGAAUUCCCUGGGCUAGGACAUCCAUUCCUGUCCUCUGUCCCAUAUAAUCACUUCUUUGUAACUACUCUUAGUUACUCUAAGUAUUUACAAACCCUAGAAAGCAGUUUCACAUCAAACUUUUAUUCCCUUGGCCAAGAGGAAAUACCAACCAAGGGAAAACUUCAGUAUUUCUCUGUGUCUCUGAGGGGAAAAAAGGUCUUUGGAAAAAUACUGUAGGUACAUUAAGCCAGCUUGUUAUUCACAGGUCAUCUCUUACCCCCCAUUCUAUGCUUUUCUAUCCUAUAUAAGUGUCAUGCUGUGAAAUAGGCUGAAAACUUCCUGCCAGACCUUUUAACCAGCUCAGAUUUGACCUGUCCUGGAAGAUAGCAGAGCUGGCACAUAUGCAGCUGGUGUAUAAACAGCACAGAAUUUGCAUGAGCUGGGCCGCUGGUAAAGAAGGAUUCCGACAGCUGAAGAGAUUGAUUUUUGCCCUUCCCACAGAUGAACUUGCCUUGGAGUAGCGCCUGGGGGAGUGCAACUGCAUGGAAAAGCAGUAUGUCAGAGCAGAAAUAAUGUCAUGCAGCCCAAUGACUACAGAAGAUCGUGGCUCGGAGCUCACCCGGGAGUAUAAAGCCGGCUGAAGGAGCAAAAGUAGCGGUGAGCUGAGCAGGAGAAGCAGGCUGCGGGAGACAGAAGCAUCCACCUGCUCCAGCUGCUCGUGGUCCGUGUUUGCAGCCUCCGAGCACUCGGGCUGAGCGAGGGGAGAGCGGCUCUGCCCUCUCGCAAAUGAGCUGUUUCCGAAGCUGUUUCUGAAUUGGAGGAGCAGAGCGGCGUUUCAGAGAUGUUGUCCUGCUUCCUCUGGCUCAUCCUUCCCAAUGUGGUUAACGCCUUUGUGAUCCCAGGGAAGUUGCCCCUCAAUGGGAGCCUGGAGAAGACUUUUGUAAUCUGGAACAUCUCGAGUUUCUUUUCCUGGGAUAAUGACAGCCUGGCCAACUGGCAGAGCUUUGUGGACAGGAGCCGGUACGGAGCAGAGUCACAGAGUAUCAUAGUGAAAGCCCUGCUCAUUGUGGCGUACUUGUUCAUCAUUGUCUUCUCCCUCUUUGGAAACAUCCUGGUCUGUCACGUUGUCACCAAGACAAAGCAUAUGCACUCUGCCACCAGCUUGUUCAUUGUCAACCUGGCUGUAGCCGAUAUCAUGAUCACCCUCCUCUACACACCUUUAACAUUGGCUCGUUUUGUGAACAGUACUUGGAUAUUCGGGAAGGGGAUGUGCCAUGUCAGUAGGUUUGUGCAAUACUGCUCCCUCCAUGUCUCUGCCUUGACCCUCACAGCCAUUGCUGUGGACAGGCACCAGGUUAUAAUGCACCCACUGAAACCUUGCAUAUCUACUGGAAAAGCUGUUAUCUACAUCUCUGUAAUCUGGAUCAUGGCAGCUUGUUCUUCCGUACCACAUGGUAUCUGCCAAAAGCUCUUUACCUUUGAAUACAGUGAGGAGGUUACCCAGUGCCUGCGUCUGCCAGGUUUCCCUGAGCCUGCUGACCUCUUUUGAAAGUACCUUGACUUAACAACCUUCAUUUUUCUCUAUGUCCUGCCCCUUCUGAUCAUCUCUGCUGCCUACAUGACAGUGGCAAAGAAACUCUGGCUGCGCAAUGUCAUCGGGGAUGUCACCACUGAACAAUAUUUCGUCCUCUGCAAAAAGAAUAAGAAGACCAUCAAGAUGCUGAUGCUUGUUGUCAUCGUCUUUGCAGUUUGCUGGUUUCCCUUGAAUUGCUACGUCGUCCUCCUCUCCAGCCAGACCAUCCACACCAACAAUGCCCUGUACUUUGUCUUCCACUGGUUUGCAAUGAGCAGCACCUGCUAUAACCCCUUCAUCUACUGCUGGCUCAAUGACAUGUUCCAAUCAGAACUGAAGGCUUUGCUUAGCAUGUGCAGAAAACCUCCCAGGCCCACAGAACAGAGGCUUCCCUCCACAGUCCCAUCCUACCGACUGGCUUGGCCAGCAAAUGGCAACUUCAAGAGGUUGCAGGUCUCCCAUAUCCUUCCAUUAUCCUCCAACAUCCAAUCAGGAAAGACAGACAUCUCUGCAGUGGAGCCAAUAGUAACUGAGAGUUAA